Molecule: messenger RNA, 1992 nt
Organism: Molossus molossus (Pallas's mastiff bat)
Lineage: Eukaryota; Metazoa; Chordata; Mammalia; Chiroptera; Molossidae
Product: polyunsaturated fatty acid lipoxygenase ALOX12-like
Exons: 14
Coding region: 1-1992 (663 amino acids)
Biological process (GO): lipid oxidation; linoleic acid metabolic process
Cellular component (GO): sarcolemma; cytosol
Molecular function (GO): protein binding; iron ion binding; linoleate 13S-lipoxygenase activity
Source: RefSeq, a predicted model, not a curated record
AUGGUCCGCUACCGCAUCCGCGUGGCCACCGGCGCCUGGGCCUUCUCUGGGUCGUUCAACCGCGUGCAGCUGUGGUUGGUCGGGGAGCGCGGGGAGGCGGCGCUGCAGCUGCAGCUGCGGCCGAUGCGGGGCCAGGUGGAGGAGUUUGAGCAAGACGUCCCCGAGGACUUGGGGCCACUGCAGUUCGUGAAGCUGCGCAAACACCACUCCCUGGUGGACGACGCGUGGUUCUGCGACCGCAUCACGGUGCAGGGUCCCGGCGACAGCGCGGAGGCCGCCUUCCCGUGCUACCGCUGGGUGCAGGGCGAGGGAGUGCUGAGCCUGCCCGAGGGCACCGCCCGCCUGGCAGGAAACAAUACCUUGGAUGUGUUCCAGAAGCAUCGAGAAAAGGAACUGGAAGAAAGACAGCAAAUCUACUGCUGGGCCACCUGGAAGGAAGGGUUACCCCUGACAAUGGCUGCUAGCAGUAAGGAUGAUCUACCUCCAAAUGCAAGAUUCCAUGAGAAGAAGAAGCUAGACUUUGAUUGGACAGCGAUGGCAGGGAUUAUGGAGAUUGCCUUCAAAUAUGUUUCCUCCCUCAUGAGCUCCUGGAACUGCCUGGAAGAUUUUGAUAAAAUCUUCUGGGGACAAACGUCUACCUUGGCUGAGAAGGUUCACCAGGGCUGGCAGGAUGAUGAGCUUUUUGGCUACCAGUUCCUCAAUGGCAUCAACCCCAUGCUGUUGAGACGCUCCACCUCUCUGCCCUCCCGGCUGGUGCUGCCCUCAGGGAUGGAGGAGCUUCGGGCCCAGUUGGAAAAAGAACUCCAGAAUGGUACCCUCUUUGAGGCUGACUUCAUCCUACUGGAUGGAAUUACAGCCAACGAGAUCCAAGGAGAGAAGCAGUACCUGGCUGCCCCCCUCGUCAUGCUGAAGAUGGAACCCAGUGGGAAGCUGCUGCCCAUGGUCAUCCAGAUCCAGCCUCCUGACCCCAGCUCCCCAGCCCCACCACUGUUCUUGCCCUCAGACCCUCCACUUGCCUGGCUCCUGGCAAAGUGCUGGGUCCAAAGUUCAGAUUUCCACCUACAUGAGCUCCAAUAUCACUUGCUGCACACUCAUUUGCUGGCUGAGGUCAUCGCUGUGGCCACCAUGAGGUGCCUCCCAGGACUGCACCCUGUCUUCAAGCUCCUGAUCCCACACACCCGCUACACCAUGGAGAUCAACACACGGGCGCUGACCAAACUCGUCUCAGAUGGAGGUUUAUUCGAUAAGGUUACGAGCAUCGGUGGAGGGGGCCAUGUGCAGUUGAUGCGUCGGGCCCUGGCUCAGCUGACCUACCGCUCCCUCUGUCCUCCUGACGAUCUGGCUGACCGGGGCCUGCUGGGAAUCCCAAGUGCCCUCUAUGCCCAGGAUGCUUUACGGCUCUGGGAGAUCAUUGCCCGGUAUGUGGAAGGGAUCAUCCACCUCUUCUACCAUGAGGAUGACGUCGUGAGAGGGGACCCUGAGCUGCAGGCCUGGUGUCGGGAGAUCACUGAGGUGGGGCUGUGCCAGGCCCAGAACCGAGGUUUCCCUGUCUCCUUCCAGUCUCGGGCUCAGCUCUGUCAUUUUCUUACCAUGUGCAUCUUCACAUGCACUGCCCAGCAUGCAGCUGUCAACAAGGGCCAGUUCGACUGGUAUGCCUGGAUCCCUAAUGCACCAUGCUCAAUGCGGAUGCCCCCACCCACCACCAAGGAAGAUAUCUCGAUGGACACAGUGAUGGGUUCACUACCUAAUGUCUUCCAAAGCUGUCUUCAAAUGACCAUCGCAUGGCUCCUGAGCUGGUCACAGCCUGACAUGGUACCCCUGGGGCAUCACAAAGAAGAAUAUUUCUCAGGUUCUGAGCCCAAGGCUGUUUUAAAGCAAUUUCAAAGAGAUCUGGAAAACCUGGAAAGUGAAAUAGUGGCCCGGAAUGAGCAGCUAGACCUUCCCUAUGAAUAUCUGAAGCCCAGCCUCAUAGAGAACAGUGUCACUAUCUGA